Molecule: messenger RNA, 312 nt
Organism: Penicillium lagena
Lineage: Eukaryota; Fungi; Ascomycota; Eurotiomycetes; Eurotiales; Aspergillaceae
Exons: 2
Coding region: 1-312 (103 amino acids)
Source: RefSeq, a predicted model, not a curated record
AUGCACCGGGCUUCUGAGCCGGACGAUUCACAGCCCAGUACUGGACACUAUGCAUCGGAGCUCGACGAAAUGGCGACCCCGUCAGGCACCGCUGAACGUCAUGUCACCAUAAAUCCUGAUUCUGACUGCUCCAUACCGACCAAUUCCACAAUAUCGAAUCAUCUGGACAUGGGCCUGACAGGUGUUGGACCAUGGUUGCUGGCUACCGUGUGGGUUGAAGUGACAGAACCAUCAGGCACGGCUUUGCGCUUCUCCCUUGCCCUAAAAUUAGCGCGUCUGCGAUCGUCGCGAGAUCCACUGACCGCCGUUUAA